This is a messenger RNA of Acomys russatus (golden spiny mouse), 2481 nucleotides long. It is a transcript of the gene Bace1, whose product is annotated as beta-secretase 1. Lineage: Eukaryota; Metazoa; Chordata; Mammalia; Rodentia; Muridae. The record is from RefSeq and is a predicted model, not a curated record. Gene Ontology annotation, molecular function: aspartic-type endopeptidase activity. The coding region runs from base 490 to 1995 and encodes 501 amino acids. Gene Ontology annotation, cellular component: membrane; trans-Golgi network; endosome. The transcript has 9 exons. Gene Ontology annotation, biological process: membrane protein ectodomain proteolysis; amyloid-beta metabolic process.
GAAAAGCAAAAACCCUUUGGCUUUGACAGCCACCGCCACAAGCCUUUCCGCCUCCCCAGCCUUCCUGGGUGCUGGGAGCCCGGAGCUGGAUUUUGGUGGCCUGAGUAGCCGACGCAGCCCAGGAGCCGGGAGUCCCUGUCGGUCCCCACGCUGCAGAAACCGCCUGGGAGAUCCCGAAAGCUGCGGGCUCCGAUCGCCAUGCCCGCCCCUCCCAGCCCUCUGAGGGGCCCAAACCCCAAGCUGAGGCUAGCGGCCGCCUUCCAGAUGUAGCUGGGUCCGGGGUCGCCACCAUUCUCUCCUCUCGUGCGCUGUGGAUUUCUCCUGCCCACUCUCCGCCGCCUGGACGGGGAACUGAGUGAGGGGCCUGCAGACCAUCUGCAGUUCUGAUGCCUCCAAGGCCGCUCUCCUGAGAGAAGCCAACACCACCCUGACUUAGGGGCAAGCAACAGGGACAGUCGCCGACCGGAGAGCCACAGGCCCGGGCUCACCAUGGCCCCGGCCCUGCGUUGGCUCCUGCUCUGGGUGGGCUCGGGAAUGCUGCCUGCCCAGGGCACCCAUCUAGGCAUCCGGCUACCCCUUCGCAGCGGCCUGGCAGGGCCACCCCUGGGCCUAAGGCUACCCCGUGAGACCGACGAGGAGCCCGAGGAGUCUGGCCGGAAAGGCAGCUUUGUGGAGAUGGUGGACAACCUGAGGGGCAAGUCUGGCCAGGGCUACUAUGUGGAGAUGACCGUGGGCAGUCCCCCACAGACGCUCAACAUCCUGGUGGACACAGGCAGUAGUAACUUUGCAGUGGGAGCUGCCCCACACCCUUUCCUUCAUCGAUACUACCAGAGGCAGCUGUCCAGCACAUACCGAGACCUCCGAAAGGGUGUGUAUGUGCCCUACACCCAGGGCAAGUGGGAGGGGGAGCUGGGCACCGACCUGGUGAGCAUCCCUCAUGGCCCCAACGUCACUGUGCGUGCCAACAUCGCUGCCAUCACUGAAUCGGACAAGUUCUUCAUCAAUGGUUCCAACUGGGAGGGCAUCCUAGGGCUGGCCUAUGCUGAGAUUGCCAGGCCUGACGACUCCCUGGAGCCUUUUUUCGACUCGCUGGUGAAGCAGACCCACAUUCCCAACGUCUUUUCCCUGCAGCUCUGUGGUGCUGGCUUCCCCCUCAACCAGACUGAGGCUUUGGCCUCGGUGGGAGGGAGCAUGAUCAUUGGCGGUAUCGACCACUCACUAUACAUGGGCAGUCUCUGGUAUACGCCCAUCCGAAGGGAAUGGUAUUAUGAAGUGAUCAUUGUACGUGUGGAAAUCAAUGGCCAAGAUCUGAAAAUGGACUGCAAGGAGUACAACUAUGACAAGAGCAUCGUGGACAGUGGCACCACCAACCUUCGAUUGCCCAAGAAAGUGUUUGAAGCUGCAGUCAAGUCCAUCAAGGCAGCCUCCUCGACGGAGAAGUUCCCAGAUGGCUUUUGGCUAGGGGAACAGCUGGUAUGCUGGCAAGCAGGCACUACCCCUUGGAACAUUUUCCCAGUCAUCUCACUUUACCUCAUGGGUGAGGUCACCAAUCAGUCCUUCCGCAUCACCAUCCUUCCUCAGCAAUACCUACGGCCAGUGGAAGAUGUGGCCACGUCCCAAGACGAUUGUUACAAGUUCGCCAUCUCACAGUCAUCCACAGGCACUGUUAUGGGAGCUGUCAUCAUGGAAGGCUUUUACGUUGUCUUUGAUCGGGCGCGAAAGCGAAUUGGCUUUGCUGUCAGUGCUUGUCAUGUGCACGAUGAAUUCAGGACGGCAGCAGUAGAAGGCCCUUUUGUUACACCAGACAUGGAAGACUGUGGCUACAACAUUCCACAGACAGAUGAGUCGACACUCAUGACCAUAGCCUAUGUCAUGGCUGCCAUCUGCGCUCUCUUCAUGUUGCCACUCUGCCUCAUGGUAUGUCAGUGGCGCUGCCUACGCUGCCUGCGCCAUCAGCAUGAUGACUUUGCUGAUGACAUCUCCCUGCUGAAAUAAAGAGGCCCAUGGACAGAUGACAGAGAUUCCCCUGGACCACAUCUGGGUGGUUCUCUUUGGUCACAUGAGUUGGAGACAUGGAUGGUACCUGUGGCCAGAGCACCUCAAGACCCUCACCAGCCUGCCAAAUGCUUCUGCCUUGACAGAAAAGAGAAAGCUGGCAGGGUGGGGUAUAGGGCUUGUACCUGUAGCAAACAGGAGAGGAAGAAAGCAGCAUUCUGGUGGCAGGAAAACCCCUAGGCACCUCAAACUCGAGUUGGAAAUUCUGCAGCUUGAAGCUUCAGCCCUGACCUCUCUGCCCAGCAUCCUUUAGAUUUUUGAGCCCCAAGUAUAUUUUCCGGCCUUCCAGAAAUACUGGUGUCAUACCCAGGCUACCCGGCGUGUGUCCCUGUGGUACCCUGGCAGAGAAAGGGCCAAUUUCAUUUCCCUGCUAGCUGAAGUCAUCAGAAGAAAAUGCAGUCUGCCAGUUGCUUUAGUGAUAGGGAC